ACACUCGAUCGAUCUUUCACUCUCUAAUCUCUGUGUCCAUUUCUUGUUUUCAGUUCAUAAUCCAAAUCACUCCUUCACAAAAAGAACAAAAUAUGUCUCUGAAUUUUCUAUCUCCAACACAAACCAAACUGAUCACUUUCUCCGAUACCUCCAAGUCGCAAAACCAUCUUCUCAACCUCCAAGGUGGGUUUUGUUUUAAGAGAAAAGAUGUUAAGGUUGCAAUUGGAAAAGGGAUUCGAUGUUCGGCGCAGCCUGCACCACCGCCGGCGUGGCCGGGGACGGCUCUUGUGGACCCUGGGGUUAAGAAUUGGGACGGCCCAAAACCUAUCUCGAUUGUUGGAUCUACUGGUUCUAUUGGGACUCAGACACUUGAUAUCGUUGCUGAAAACCCCGAUAAAUUUAGAGUUGUGGCACUUGCUGCUGGUUCAAACGUGACGCUUCUUGCUGAACAGGUAAAGACAUUCAAACCUCAAUUAGUUUCUAUUAGAAACGAAUCUUUAGUCAAUGAACUCAAAGAAGCGUUGGCUGAUGCUGAUUACAUGCCGGAAAUUAUUCCCGGGGAGCAAGGCGUCAUUGAGGUCGCCCGCCACCCAGAUUGUGUCACCGUGGUAACAGGCAUAGUUGGAUGUGCUGGUUUAACGCCUACAGUUGCUGCCAUUGAAGCGGGGAAAAACAUAGCUUUAGCUAACAAAGAAACGUUAAUUGCUGGCGGGCCGUUUGUUCUUCCUCUUGCACGUAAACACAACGUAAAGAUUCUUCCCGCGGAUUCUGAACAUUCCGCUAUAUUUCAGUGUAUUCAAGGCUUCCCUGAAGGCGCUCUAAGGCGUAUAAUCUUAACUGCAUCUGGCGGUGCUUUUAGAGACUGGCCAGUUGAAAAACUAAAAGACGUUAAAGUGGCGGAUGCAUUGAAACAUCCCAACUGGAGCAUGGGGAAAAAGAUCACCGUGGAUUCGGCUACACUUUUCAACAAGGGUCUUGAAGUUAUUGAAGCUCAUUAUCUCUAUGGAUCGGAUUAUGAUAAUAUUGAAAUUGUUAUUCACCCUCAAUCGAUCAUACAUUCGAUGGUUGAGACACAGGACUCAUCGGUCCUGGCACAAUUAGGGUGGCCUGAUAUGCGUUUGCCGAUUCUUUACACACUGUCUUGGCCAGAUAGAAUACACUGUUCCGAGCUUACAUGGCCUCGUCUCGAUCUCUGCAAGCUGGGAUCGCUGACGUUUAAAGCUCCCGACAACGUGAAAUACCCCUCGAUGGAUUUAUCUUAUUCCGCUGGGCGAGCUGGCGGCACGAUGACUGGAGUUCUUAGUGCCGCGAACGAGAAAGCCGUUGAGAUGUUCAUCGACGAGAAGAUUAAGUACUUGGAUAUAUUCAAGGUCGUCGAGCUAACAUGUGAGAAGCAUCAAUCGGAAUUGGUGACCGCGCCUUCCCUCGAGGAAAUCAUACAUUACGACUUGUGGGCUCGGGAAUAUGCCGCUAGCGUGAAGCCAUCGUCGACCACCGGUUUGACCCCGGCAAUCGCUUUAUGAGUAAAUAUGUUUGCAAUUGCCAUGAGAUAACAUAUAAACUUUUGCCAUCUUUUCUAGGACUGUUUAUUGUUUUCUGUCAAACAAUCAGUUUGAUAUUAAUUGUAACAAAUUGCCCUC
Cynara cardunculus var. scolymus (artichoke) is the source of this 1640-nucleotide messenger RNA. Its product is annotated as 1-deoxy-D-xylulose 5-phosphate reductoisomerase, chloroplastic. The record is from RefSeq and is a predicted model, not a curated record. Gene Ontology annotation, molecular function: protein binding; 1-deoxy-D-xylulose-5-phosphate reductoisomerase activity; manganese ion binding. Lineage: Eukaryota; Viridiplantae; Streptophyta; Magnoliopsida; Asterales; Asteraceae. The transcript is spliced from 12 exons. The coding region runs from base 93 to 1523 and encodes 476 amino acids. Gene Ontology annotation, biological process: isoprenoid biosynthetic process.